AUGGCCGACUUGCUGAAGUCAAUUCCUCUGCCUACAAUCGACCGUCCCUUCGGCAUUGAACUAUGGCCAAUCUUCAACAAGGCCUUUGAUGCCGCUGCGGGCUAUCCUGCGGACGACUUCAAGUUCGUGUCUGGCUUCACUCCCAUGUCUACACUUCAAGAGACCGCUAUUGCUUUGGUCUCAUACUAUGUUAUAAUAUUUGGUGGCAGGGAGUUGAUGAAGCAUCGUCAGGCUUUUGUUCUGAAUGGUCCCUUCAUGGUUCACAACUUCUACUUGACUGUCAUCAGCGGUGUCUUGUUGGCUCUGUUCAUUGAACAACUCCUCCCAACUCUGGUCAGACACGGUGUCUUCAAUGCAGUUUGCGCUCACAGCGGUGGCUGGACUAGACAGCUGGUCGUUCUCUACUACCUCAACUAUCUGACCAAGUACCUCGAGUUGAUUGAUACACUGUUCCUUGUUCUCAAGAAGAAGCCUCUUACCUUUCUUCACACUUACCAUCAUGGCGCUACUGCCCUCCUGUGCUACACCCAGCUCAUUGGAAACACAGCUGUGUCCUGGGUCCCAAUCACUUUGAAUUUGACCGUCCAUGUGGUCAUGUACUGGUAUGGAGUGUAUCUCCCAAUUCUCGUUCUGGCUAACACCUCCAGGUACUACUUCCAAUCCGCUCGUGGCAUUCGCAUCUGGUGGAAGAAGUAUAUCACCAUGCUCCAGAUCAUCCAAUUCGUCAUUGACCUCGGCUUUGUCUACUUUGCUUCCUACACCUAUUUCGCAAGCACUUAUUUCCCAAAUAUGCCAUCUGCUGGUUCAUGCGCUGGUGAAGAAUUUGCUGCGUUCGCCGGCAUGGGCAUCUUGAGUUCUUACCUGUUGCUCUUUAUUUCAUUCUACUUCGCCACAUACAGAAAACAAACUAUCUCUGGACGUCCUAGGAGGAAUACCGGGAAAGAAGCCUUGAUCGCCAUGAAGGACCUACCCCUUCCAGACCCACACAAACUCCCUCCUACCUUCGACGACUCAAAGAGCAACGGUGCCGUUUCCACUGCGCGAUCAGAAGGCCGCACUACAAGGUCGAGAAAGGCUUAG
Molecule: messenger RNA, 1080 nt
Organism: Exophiala aquamarina CBS 119918
Lineage: Eukaryota; Fungi; Ascomycota; Eurotiomycetes; Chaetothyriales; Herpotrichiellaceae
Product: fatty acid elongase 3
Exons: 2
Coding region: 1-1080 (359 amino acids)
Biological process (GO): fatty acid elongation, saturated fatty acid; very long-chain fatty acid biosynthetic process; fatty acid elongation, polyunsaturated fatty acid
Cellular component (GO): endoplasmic reticulum membrane
Molecular function (GO): fatty acid elongase activity
Source: RefSeq, a predicted model, not a curated record